AUGUUGGAAUCUAGGAAAGAAAAAAGUAAAGUACAAAAAUCUUCAAAACCUCAAUCAGAUCGCAAAAAGAGACGACAAAGAGAUAGCAGGCCGUCUCUGCUUGGGAUCGUUGAACUUCCUCCCGGCAAAAAUAGUUCGGUUUCUGAAUCCAACCCAGAAAGCCAGGGAUCCGCGACUAGUGGUGUCAAAAAGGAUCAAGCACAAUCUCCGCGCGGGGAUACCAAGUCCCCUAUCGGUAACCAUCUUGGCAGCGGUUUGGCUCAUCUUACUGGAUCUUUUCUCGAUCUCAAUGUUAGGAUUUUCACUCAGCCGCUGGGCCUAAGGAGCCAGUGGGCUGAGCGUGGUCGUGGCUAUGUCGAGUUCGGAAAUUAUACCAUUCGUGUUAAGACUUCCGAAAGUCUUAAGGGCAAUGAUAAUAGAACUAGCUCAAAUUUGACAGGAGAAACAGAAGCCACUGCUUCUUCCUCGCUGCUUCUGCGACAGACCUUGGCAGAUCCUCAGCAACAGCAUCCUGGUGGUCUUGGGAAAAUAUGGCAAAAGGCAAAGAAAAACGGUACACUCAGCGGUACAAAUGAUUUGUUCGAUGACGGCUCGAUUCUUCCGGUCGAAAAUAUGAGGCCAGGAUCCAAAAAGCGUGAGGAUUCUGCUGGGCAAAGGUUGUCAAACUUGGAUGACCUCUUAGUUAACUCAAACAGUUGCAUUGAGUUUGCACAAAACGAUGUCGAUAAUGAUGGAGCCAAUGAUGGUAUCAUCCUAGAGGAUAUCAUAACGAACGAAACAAUUUUUGUUGGUGAAAACUGUUCAAUUGUUUGGAAUAGCCUCGAUAAAAAGCUUUCUUUGUGCCUCAUGUUCUCAUCGGUGAAUGGGUAUAUUGCUUCCUGGAGCGCGUUGAUAGCCAUGCAGGGGAAGGCCUACCCACGCUUUGAGCUAGACUUCUUAAGUCUCUCCGUACGACAGGCCCUAGAUGACCACAAGGGGUCUGAUAAAGAAGCUCCCACACCACACCUGACCCCUAUAAACGCGGAUGAUCUCUAUCAGUCUCAAUGCUUGCCCUAUUCAGUUUUUCUGCAUGAUAAAUACAACCCACCGCUGGGCUUUAUUGAGAAACACUUUAUUUCUUUAUGCCUGAUGCAGUUUGGCCACAUCGCCCUUGCAGAACUAUACGAAGAUAGUAGCACUAUCCUUGCUCUCCUUGAUAUAGCAAAUGAGGAUUUAUUAGGAGAACUACUCGGUGAUCAAGCCUAUCCCUUUCUGAUUAAAGGACUUGGUUGUACGUCUCCUCCCGAGACUUGGUCAAUACCAGAUGGAUUAAGCAAUUUGACCGUUUCACAAGAGCUAGCCACGAUUAUUUCGAAGGAUUUGCGCUCUACACAACUGUUGAACAUCGUGAGAUCGCUUCCAGUCAAAACAGGAUUUUUUGAGAAGCUAAACAUUGUUGUAAAGCGUUUGCGCAAUGAGGUCAUCUACGCACUACUCUCAAAAAAUGAAAUUUUUGAGCAAAUCAAAGGAGCACUUGAGAUCGUUCCCCCUUUGCGUACCUCACACCAUGGGGGACCUCUUGACUGUCUGGAGAUAAGCGAUAGCCUUCACUCGACCGAUCAUGAUUCUAACUCUACUUUGUCUGGUCGCGCCAGUGUGUCAUUCAUCCAGGAAUGCCAGCGCGCAGAGCGUCAGGUGCUCGCGAACCUCCGCUUUCUCCGAAGCUGCAUCACGCUCGGCAUCUCGGAGCUCGGUCGGGAUUCGGUUGGCCCCGUGGUGGUAAAGGCCUUCCAAGGCGGGAUGUUAGAGGCCUUAUCGCUCGUGGCGGUGCGCUACGCGAUGCCGCCGGGCGCCGCGCUAGGUUUUUUAGACGACACCCCAGGCUGCUUCCAUGGCUGCGGCAGUUCUUGCAAUGCAGACUCCAAGCCAGUGACGCCGCUGCCGAAUUGGUAUUCGCAACCCAUUGAUAAGGAGCUAAACAGCCUACUAAACGCCACUAUAGCAAGUCUUAACGAGGAAAGGGACGAACAACUUAUGAACGAAAUUGUGCGUUCCCCCAUUUUAGAGGAUCCCCACAAAUAUAACGGCAUCAUGGCUUUUAUGCUACGGCAGCUGGUUUUCGACCAGGGAUGUAGUCCACCUGUAGGGGGCAAGCUUGCCUUGUAUGGUUCGUUAAAAACAGACAAUUGCUUCGCAAUUUUUCAUGUGUUAGGCCUCCAUGACAAUGAGUCCAGUAUCGCUAUUGGGCAGCCAAUUUCGCCCGAGUCUACCGAUAUUCGCCACAGAUUUCAUCGUCAUUUCAUUUUGAACUACAUGCAGCAUGCUACCGGCGGCUCGCUGACGCCUGUCCCUCCUUCACCCAACACGGGAUUUGAACUAAUCCAUGCUACCCCCUCUGCUAGAUCCGGCAUUAAUUGUGAAUUGAUGCUGAACCUGCCGCAGUGUAUUUCCCCUCCGUUGAUCCGUGUGAUAGAUUACCUUAUCACUUUGACGUCUCCAGAAAACCGAGAUCUGGUGUUGAAAACCAUUCUUAACCACAAGAGUCGUGUGAUCCAGUUUAUCGAGAAGUGUUACAGAAUCGCCGCAGUCAGCGUGAAAUCGCAGCGACCGAUUGGUUUGGAUGUACUUUGCAGUAACACACACUUUGUCAAAACGAUUCUCGGGUACAUUGCUUCCACCCAGUUGAGUAAGGAACAACUCUCUUUUUCUACGAACGACCCACUAUCGCAGACUCUUUCUACGAACCUAGUAAUUAUGAUCUGUCGGAGGCUCAUUUACGAGACUAACACAUUCGGUUCCAUGCUGAAAGCGUAUCAAAAAAUAGGAGGUGGUCAACGCAACACCAUAUUUCAUUCCGCAGUACUGUCAACGUUUGAAAUUAUCGAAAAAGGAGCUAUUAAAGCUAUUGACAGCAACAAUGAUAGCAUGUGUAACCUCCAGGACUACCUAUUUCUCAAAUACUUCGAAAUUCUCCCUAGGAGGUAUGCGCGACGGUUUCGUGAGGCCCUACUCACUCGCACAUCGAGGAGUCUUGGUUGCAAAAAAACGCCUGAGAUUGCUGAUAGCCUCUCCGGCCUUAGUUUAACGAGCGGCGACAUCCUACACACACCAAGCGAGCUGCGUUUUGUUGACGAAAUCGAAGCCUCGAAUGUUAAAGGUGACUUUCCAUUGAAAACAGCUCCGAUGAUAAACCGCCACCGGGAGGACGACACAAAUACGCCUGAGGUGAAGUUUUUAACGAUACUCCGAACUUGCAACGAGCAGUGGGCCCCGUCGAACCACUUUAGUGAGGAGCUCAAGCGUUUUCCUGGGGUUUCUGGCCCUUCGGAUAUGUUUCUCGAACCUACUCUUGUUAGUCCAAAAGCCUCCUCCGGGGGGUUACCCAUGCCAUUAAGUGUCUUACCUAUCCAGAACCCCCCCUCUGCGUUCAUCGAUGGAGCUCCCCUCCCUGUUGUAGGGGAUUCAUUAGGCCCUUCUAGCAAAUCGCUAGAUACGGAGGGGUUUUUUCCCCCGAAGCCAACUCCCCCCGCGACGAAGAGCCCCGCCAACAGCCGCGGCCGCAUCAAUCGAAGUAUCUCUCUCGACAUGGUGAGGGUCGGGGAGGCCGACAAUCUUCACGCUACGAGCCUACUGACAGGUUUGGUUAGCAGCAAUAAUGGUGAUAAUGCGAAGGCUGCGCUUGCUAAGAAUCCCAUCAAAUCCGUUCAAUCGGUCCCCGUUGAACCACUUACGGUGUGCGAAGACAUCAGUGAAUCCAAUACGUCUAAGAAAACUCUUAGUCUGUCGAACAAUGACUCUGCCACACACAAAAAAGAUCCAAAUCUAAGUAUUGGUACUAUUUUAUGCGACAAAGACGAUAUUGUGUUACCGUGCCUGACUAAACCCAAGUUCUCCACGUUUUAA
This is a messenger RNA of Phytomonas sp. EM1, 3882 nucleotides long. NCBI's taxonomy places the organism in Eukaryota, Euglenozoa, Kinetoplastea, Trypanosomatida, Trypanosomatidae. The record is from the annotation of a GenBank genome assembly.